UGGGAUUUGUUGUGAUUGUCAAACAAAGUUUCAAUCAAAACGGGGGCGAACAAGUGAAACAAAACAGGCUCCUGACAACUUAAACAACAAGGUUUCAAAACAAACACGCGCUGAAUAAGGGUUCAAAUAAAGCUCAAAAUAAUUCUGUACAGUCUUUCUUUCGUUUGUUCAAAAAUACGCACUGUGAAUGCGUAGGUGCGGUGCGUCGCGGUUGAGAAUCUGUUUCUCCACUAGUGGCGUCGAGCCACGCACAGCUGAUGCUUGAUUAAUAGAAAAUCAUGGUGCCAUUUCUCAGGUGGCCAAAGGGGGCGACAUUUCACCAAAAUAUAAACUAAACUGAGAAUGGCUCCAACACACAAAAUGCGAAACUUUAGAAAAUUCGACCGUGAUCCGAAAAAAUAAAUGCCGCAAUAUCGCAGGACGGGAAACGUCGCUGAUGUGAACGCUUGUAUUGACAGGAUAUGGGUUUUAAAAAAAAAAACAUUGACAUCCGAAAUAAUCGCAUGAAAAAAAACGCUCCCGGUGUGAAAGGACCUUAAUAGCCGUCUAUUGCUCAGCGGGGUGCUGUCAAUAAUCUUAAUUGCUUAAAGAUGCAGCCAUGGAAACUACAUUCAGAUCUUUCAGUCCAACUGAUAAUUAAUGAACAUAAAGAAAAGAUUACGAGUCAAAGAGUCGGAGGAUAAUAGCACUUCAGUAUCCAACCAUUUACCAUUUUUACAAAAGGGUUUUUGUGUGUGGAAACAGUGUAUUUCUCAAUGAGAUAAAAGGAGAAAAAAAAAGUAUUUUAGGGUUUGGUAACCUUUCCUGUUACUGUCAGUGACUCAACAGAGGUCCUAUGGUGAAAAGAGUAAAGCAGAGACCUGAGGCAAGGAAAGAAACAGAGUGAGUGAUUCAGUGAAAGUGAAUGGGCCUGACUCCCCUACCAACCCAUCACUGAAGAGGGGGAGAGGUUGAACAGAAGAAGAAAAAAAAAAGGAAAAGGACUGAGAGAAGGGAAAUGACUGGCGACUGUGUGGGAAGAGAGAGAGAGAGAGAGAGAGAGAGAGAGAGAGAGAGAGGGAGGAGGGGCCUAAAAAGUAUGAACUUGUGUAUGAUUGAGCUGCAGGAAGCAUUAAGAGGAGAAAGACUGCAAACAGGGCGCCGUACGCUCACUCUUUACGCCUUUGCAGAGGACGAGUGGCCUUAUGGGUCCUCAAGAGGGACUUUUUUCCACCGGGUCACACUUUUUCUCCGGCGCUCCUUCACUCCUCUAACUUUGUCUUGUGAAUAAAAUCCGAAGCACUCAGCUUGAACCCGGGCUGUUUUUUCCUCUUCCCCCUACUGUGCGUAAUUUCUCUCCUGGAUCGAAAAAAGAAAGGCGACAUCACAACAACACGCGGACGAGGGAUCAAGACAAGAAAUUGAAGAGUGUGGGGAAACAUGAAAACCGUCUUGGAUAUCUGCUUGGUUUUCCUCAUGCUCAACACCCCCGGCGUGCUGUCCCUGUCCACACGUAAGUUUCACACAGAUGUCCAAAUCGAUGCGCAAAAAGUCUGAUCCCUACUGUGGGGAAGGGUUCGGGUUUGAGUUCGGGGUUUGCUUCUGGUCAAGCAGGUCCAGAUUAACCAGGUGUCAUUUGAGGAUAUUUCCGUAAACAGCACUGUGACACUGUGUUAGUCUUGUAUGCAUAUACUUAGACUGAUUUUUUUCAAUAUUACAACACAUUUAAGCAGGUUAAAAGUCAAUGCAACCUAAAUUUACCUAAACUAGAAACCUUUACAAGACCAUUAAAGGGAUAUGAGUGAUAUCAGAUAGUAAUAAAAAGCUAGUUUUAGGAGGAUUAGUAAAGGCAGACAUCAUAGAAAUACUCUCAAGAACCAUUAAGUGUUGUGAUAUGGAUGAAAACACAAUUUUAAGAGGGUUUCACAAACAUCAAAGACAAACUGAAAGAAUUAUAGUGAUGCUAAAAUAAACAAUAAUACAAAUUUUGAAGUAUUAUAUAAUAGAUGAACUAGAAAGCCUUUACAUGCCUGCUAAAAUAAUAUUAGUGCUUAAACACCAGAAACAAACAUCACAAAAAGUGCAUUUAAAAUAUCUCAUAGAGGACAGGAACGCUACAAAGAACACAAGAAAGACUAAGGGCCUUUAAUUUGACUAUUAAAGGAUAAAAAUAGUGUUUAUGUGUCAGUACAAAUACUUAAAUAUUGGGGCUCAAACAAGGUUAUUAGAGUGAGAUGAUUUAUGAACUGGUUGCUGUUUUGUCAGUCCAAAUCAAGCACAGGACUGUAAAUGGCUAUAAUGAAAAUAUUUAAGUGAUCUAAAAGUUUUUUGGGGCUCUUGGCUAAAAAGAAAAACACCUACAAUCAAAUAUUAACUAAAUAUAAUGCAAAAUCAGAGGAGAUAAGUAAUUAGAAAUGAUUAACUGCUUCGUUUAUAGUUAAAAUAAUGGAUGAAAAUAUUCCUAAACCCUGCAGAGAGAAGCAAAGAGAACAGGGUUUCUGAAAGAGGUCAAAAGCAGCGUAAUAUAACCCGAAUCUCAACUUACAAUUCACAGAGAUCUGGAACUGUGCUGAAAUAUGUUCAAAUGCAAGAUGUCCCCACAGACUCUUCCCACAUUUCCUUACAUAAUAUGGACUAACUUGCUCGUUGGAUACUGGACACACCGAAGAAGUACAAAUGCCACUUUGUCCACCUGACACCUCUUGUUAUUGAUGCUCUUCUGCUGAAGUAUAGCUGUUGUAUCCCUGCAGAGAAAACCCAUCUCCCAGGAGGCUGAAUUUCAACAAGUCGGGCCAUAAUUCGUUUAACACAUGGAGGGCGAGGGGCGGGGAGGGGGGGGCUUUACGGACCGCAACAAAACAGUGACAUCACUUGCUCGGGUUUUGGAGAAUGUUAACCGGCAGCUUAAUGCACAGUAACAUAAAUAAAUCAAAGUUAUGUGCGCUUCCCUGUUUAAGUGGCCCGGAUUAGUUUUUAUGGCGAGCUCGCUGGCAGAGAGCAGCUCCUCUGAAAGGAUCCUCUGUUAUUCAUCCUGUUUGAAAGGCACUAAUAAAAGAAAGUGUAGUUUCAGGGGCUUAGAGGAGACAAUGGGCUGUGAUCCCGAGCUGCCCUGCUGUUUAUUACAGGGCCUAAUUGGUCGUUACUGUUUUAUUCGCUGUAAUAAUGAAGGGUGCUUCCCCUGCUCUCUCUGUGUUUUGUGGUUUGCAGAUGCCACUAAAUUAAAACACUGUAAAUGUGGAAUUCUCCUGCUAACAUGUAAUUAGUUUUUAGUGCAACUCAUAAUUUUGAGUUUAUUUAUCCUUUCAGUGCAUAAAAGAGAUGAUAAUGCUGCAUGUAAGUGUUUUACUCUUUACUGCAAAAAAAUCUCAGUAUUGAACUCAAAAUUGCAUCCGUCAAACACGUUAAAUGUAAACCAAGAUCAGAAAACUUACAAACAUGGAUCUCCCGACUGCAUGGCUCAUUGUCGCUAAAUGUUGCGUGACUUCUUCUACUGGCCUCUCAAAACGUUCCACAUGCACGUCUAUUGUGGAGCAGACAGAGCAAAGCAUGAGUUGUCUUUAAACUCCUGCAUGGAUGAGCGAAGGAUAAAUAACUCUUUUCAGAAACAGGAGGGGGAUGUCGCGCAGCUUUUUGACGACUGACGGUGUUAAAGAAAAGUGUUUUGAGUCCACCCUCAGCUCCAUCUUCUAUUAUCAGAGCUGUGCUACAAGCAGCCUCUCCAAACAAAUAACAUUUACAAGCCAUUUCCUCCAGUGAGCGUGUCAAGUAGAGACAAUAAACAGCGGUAAUUUUGUCUUUCACUGUAGCGUUUGAACUGUUAAAUUCAGGGUGUUAGGGGGGCGUCACAGUCCUCCACAAGUCCCCCCUCAAAUACAUAAACACUGCUUGUUAUUCAGCUGGAUCAGCAGCACAUUACAAGCUAAUCACAGCCCGACAUAUCCGGUAACAAAGAAAGCUGCCCUCUGUGCGUGUGUUGCAUGUGUUUGUUUGGGUUCAUGUGCGAGCAUGAAGUGUCGUGUCAGAGUUAUGAUAUGAAAAUCAAUGAGGAGGUGCUGCUGGAUGAACUUCUUCAAAAGGCAGCUCCUCCAUGUGAGUGUGAGAAGGAUGGCAGCUGAAAAGAUGCGGCCCCCGGGCGAGGAUUUGCAGUGGUCUGACAGAGUGUUUUUAUGCCCUUUUCUGCGCAGACGUAAUCUAACCGGAGUGUUUUUAUUAGGUAGACAUCAUUACUUCAAACCUCUGCUCUCUUAAAGUCAUCUUUUCUGUUUACUGUCAUAAUAUUUUCCGAGCAAAAAAAAAAGGUCUUCUUCAGUCACUCCUUGUUUGUUAUUGAGAACAAAUGUUUUUUUCCAGUAGAGACCUGUAAAUAAAUUACACAACAACACAACGAGACAUGUUAGUUACACAUAGCUGUCAUCACCCUCGGAAACAAGAAGGGACAACAUUCACAGAUAUAGUUUUUUUUAAGUUUCGCUGCAGGACUUUCUAUUUUACAGAAGUCUGUAAUGAUAAAAAGUGACAAGUUAGAAAAUAAUAAGUAAAGCUGCUGGAAUAAAAAUCACAAAAAUGAAAAUUGAGAAUUUUUAAGAAGCUCUAAGAGAUAAAUUUGAAUUUCCACCAAAAGUGAACCUGAAGACACAUCUUUAAGUAGUUUACAGAAUAAUAUCUGUUUAAAUAUCUUAAGUAUUCUUUCUGUUUUUAUUGUUUUUCUCCUGAAUUAGAUUUUCCAAGAGCAUUUUCAAUCUUAAAUGCAACAUAAUUAAAUGCAAAAUGCUUAGAAAGAGGUAAAAAGUGACAUGUCAAGUCCUAAAAAGUUUCUAUGUUUUAGUUUAGCACAGCCAUACAGCUCUGGGAUGAGCAAAGUUGAUUUAAAAAUCACUCAUUAAGCAGUUGAGACGGCUCCUACAGUUCCCAUAAUGCACCUGUAAGAGCAUCUCUUCGUAGAAUCUUGAAAAAGCAGAUUUGUAAAGUCACUCCUCUUCUCUUCUGUUUCUUUCAGAUGUUGCUCUAAUCUACCCUCAGGACCCCGUCCUCCGCAUGGGGUCCAACUUGACCGCUAGCUGCUGGGUCCACCCCGACCUCGGCGUCCACGCCAGCUCUCUGUUCUGGACGCUAAACGGCCAGCAGCUGCCCAGCUCCCUGUACAGAGUCCUGAGCCCGACCAACCUGAGCGUGACUCUGGCGGGACUGAACGCCUCCAGGCAGACAUCCGGAGACAACCUGGUCUGUCACAACCACAAGGGACACAUCCUGGCUGGAUCCUGCCUCUACGUGGGGAGUGAGUAUAGCUUCAUCAGGGUUAUAUGAUUCUUCACCUUGAUUUUAUUUAUGUAGAGACGAUUUUGUUUGAAAUGGAGAGAAAAGAAGGGUCUGUUAAGGAGUCAAAAGUUUGAGGGAAGGGGGGAAAGGACAAGAAAGCGAGAACAACAAGGAAGUAAAGGGCAGAUUUUUAGUGUCCUAACACAGUCCGGCUGUAUUUUAUGUUUAGUAUCCCUGCCUCCAGGCGAGUUAGAGGCCUCCUGUGUGGUCCAUUACUCGCACUAUCACUCAUAGGGCAUGGGUCACUUUAGACAGACACAUGUUUGCACUUCUGUACUUAUGAGGACCACCAUUUACAGGAUCUGUCAUUUACAAUAAAACGUAUAUUUCUGUUUUUCAAAUGAACUCUCGCGGGUAAAGUCGUAUUUUAACUGUUGUAACUCCAAAUUUAGUAAAUCCUCAAAAUCGUACCUAUCCAAUGAGCUUCGUGCAAAUCCGGAGAGAGUAUUUACAUCAGAUUCUCUUGGUUAAAGCCAAACCAAGUGGUCUGACCUGAAGCUUUUGGACCCGAGUUGUGAUAAAUUGAGAUUGUUUUGUAACCCAAACGACACACUUUGCCGUCUUUGUUUUUCUUUCCCCGCCGGUCGAAUCCACAAUAAGAGAUUUCGAAGACUAUAAAAGGUGUCGAGUUGAAAAAUGUUCAAAAACUUUCAGAGGCAAAAACGUUGACCAUAAAGAGAAACACGUGUUGUUGUUAUCUCAUGCAGACACAAUCUUAGAGAGAGAUGUAAGUGAGAUCCUGAUCUCUGGGCGACGCUGGUGUGUGGAGCACCUUGUGUUCUGAAAGACGGGGAAUGUUGGCAGGGAUCCUCAGAGCGAACACAUACACACACACACACACACACACACACACACACACUCAAACUGAUACACCAAUUAAGAAAAAAACAGGCCAUUUUCUGAGGAACAUCACCAGUGGGUAAAUUACACUCAGGAGGAUGGGGCUGGAGUAAUGGCAGCAGGUGACUUAGUAACCCUCCGUACCUUUUUCUUCCACCUCUUCACGUUGUUCUACCUUUUUUUACGUUUACCCAUGUCUCUCACCCUUCUUUCCAAUCCCUCUUUGGUCCCCCAUUUUACCGUCUGCUCCUCUUUGUGUCCCAGUGCCUCCGGAGAAGCCUGUGAAUCUGACCUGCUGGUCCAGGAACACCAAAGACCUGACUUGCAGCUGGGCUCCGGGAGGAAGAGGAGAGACAAACAUUAGUACCCAGUACAGACUCAAGUACAAACUCAGGUAUACACACACACACACACACACACACACACACACACACACACACACACACACACACACACACACACACACACACACACACACACACAUAUACUCCUGCUACUGUGAAUUCAGUUUUUCUCCUCACUAUAACAUCUUAAAGUAAACUCUUGAUGGAGUUACAGACCUGAACUUUUGGACAUGAAUGAUCUUACUUGCACAACACCCCUCAAUCAAAUUCGAACCUUUCAUUAACCAUUACCCACCAAAUAUCGGAUGUCGAAGAGACGGGCAGAUCAAGUCAGUAUUGGGUCAGUCCGUCAACGACCACAUCUAGACGUCAGUGCAACGUGCAAAAUAGGUUAGAAAUUUAGACGUUAGAAUUGGACAUUUUUUAGACGUUGCUCUGAAGACCAAAUCUAGAUGUCGGCAAAACAUGCAAAAUGGAUCCAAGAUUUAGACUUCAUUAUUGGACCUCUUUUAGACGUACUCAUCGUUGACAAAAUACGUUAAUAGAUGUCAUUCAGAUGUCGCAUUGCGCAGUGGGUACUGCCUUUGAUCAACACUGACUUCUAAUAAAAUCAUGAAAUCAAUUAGAAAUGCCGGUGAAGUGUUUUUAGUUCAAUAACUUCCACAGAGCUAAACUUUUAUUACAUCCCCUGCUGAGGGACUCAGACCUUGCUUCCUGUAUAAGUCUGGCUAAACUUUAAUAAGCCGACAGCAGAGCUAGUGAAAAAAAAGGAAGUUAGAGGCGACUCAAAAAGAAAGUAAAAAGGUCAGAGCUUUGUUACAGAAUCUGUUGUGCAAAAGUGGCUAAAAAGUACAAACGGAUCAGCUGCUUGGCACUGCCCUCCUUUCAUUACUGUCGCUCGGCCUUCUUGCUGCAUGUUUGCAUUUUCAUGACGUAUAGCGGCGCAUUAACCUCCUAAAAUGCUUUAUUAUUUUACAAAAAUGGUUCCCUGGUGACCUUUCAGACCACCUCAUUAUCAACCAAAGCUCAUAUAAGCUUUAUGGGUAAAAUAGUCCAGGACCCGAGGUCAACAGUUUAGCGGCGCUACAACACAGCAUGAUGAGAAACACUUCUGUUACAGACACUUGGCUUACUUUGUUUAAGUGUUUACCUGUCCAGCAGAAAGGUUACAGGGUCCGUAAGAUCUCGAAGCGUCUCCCAAAUGCUUUAUUUUUUUUUUUUUUUUUUUUUUUUUUUUUAAUACUUUAUUUUCAGUUUUAAACUUUACAAAACUGUACGAGACAAACAACGGUAAAGAAACAAUCAAAAACAAUCAAAAGGGCUGCCAGACAAUUGUAGUUUUACAUGAAUUUUCAGAAAAAAGAAACAGUUGCAUCAGUUGAACCAAGUACCAUCAUAUGAAAGAUUAAGUCAGGUAUCACACCUGACACUGAGCCAAGAAGGGUCCCCAAGUUCUCUCAAAUCUGUUCGGGUUGUUGGGUUUGUGCAAGCGCAGUCUUUCCAUUUGAAUAGUCGACAACAUCUCGUUGAGCCAGUGAGCAAAGGUGGGAGGAGUGCUAGACUUCCAAGUUAAGAGAAUAAUCUUCUUGGCCACCACCAUCCCUAGGUUCAGGGCAACUUGAGUGUCAUGCGGAAAAUCAGAAGUCUCAGUCGAGCAUCCAAGGAUGGCCAGGACAUGGUUAGGCUGAAUGGCUCUGGAGUAAGCUUUGGACAGAUGUUCAAAUAUAGCUGACCAAUAGUUGUGCAACUCAGGACAUGACCAGAAAAGAUGCGCUAGUGAGCCCUCAGCAAUAUGACACUUAUCACAUGCAGGGGACACGGAUGGGAAAAUACGAUUUAGUUUUGUUUUGGAGUAGUGCAAUCUGUGCAACACCUUGUACUGAAUUAACCUGUAACGUGAGUUAAUAGAACAACAAUGGACUUGGGACAUUGCAUGCUCCCAAAGUUCUGCUGAUAUUUCAGAGUUCAAGUCCCUGGACCACGCUUCCCUGAUAAAAUCAGAGGAAACUGACUUAGUAAAUGAAUCCACAAAUUUCGAUAUUAACCGUUUGGAUUCUGGAGGGAGCUGGAGGGUCUCAAGGAAGGGAUGGGUGGUGGGGGUGGAAUUGAGAUGUGGCCAAUUCUCCUUAACAUAGUGUCUGACUUGGAGGUAACGAAAAAAGUGAGAAUUCGGAAGAUUAAAUUUUUUGCUUAGCUGAGCAAAUGAUGCCAGUUGACCGUUGAUGUACAGAUCUGAAAAUGUUUUAACACCCUUCUCCCUCCAGAGCGCAAACACUCCGUCCAACCGGGCAGGCAGGAAAGAAUGAUUUUGACAUAUGGGUGCGUGUACGGAGACACUGGGAACCCGGCACGCUGCUUUUAUUUGCUUCAAAAUGCGUAAAGAAUUUUUCACGGUGAAGUUAUGUUUAAGUAGUUUCACUACUGGGGCGGGGUCAGAAAACAAAAGUGCAGGAAGUGAUGACAUGUCAACCGCGGAGGCUUCCAACUGUAACCACAAAGGGUUCUCCUCUGGUUUAACACUUCCACCCUUCCAGUAAGAAAGGGCCCUGGAGUUGGCUGCCCAGUAGUAAUGUUUAAAAACAGGCAGUCCCAGACCACCAUUCCUGGAAGGUUUUUGAAGGUGAGCCUUAGAUAUCCUGUGUGAUUUAUAACCCCACACAAAGGGCAAUACGAUAGAGUCAAGCUUCUUAAAAAACGAUGCAUUUAAGAAUAUAGGCAAGUUCUGGAAGAGGUAUAAAAACCUGGGUAGGCUCACCAUUUUGAUUGCGUUUACUCGGCCGAUCAUAGAUAGGGGCAGUAUUCUCCAGGACUCAAUAUUUGUUUUAAGUUUUUCUAUGGAUUCUGUAAAAUUAAAUUUGAAGAGAUGCCCAGGACUUUUCGUCAGUUUAAGUCCUAAGUAGGUGAAAUAUUCCUUUGUCACUUUAAAAGGCAGUUUUGUCAAAAAAUCAUCCGUGAGUUGGUCUGUUAAGGGCAUGAACUCACUCUUCCCCCAGUUUAUAGUAUAGCCAGAGAUGCUCCCAAAGUCAUUUAUGUAUUCUAGUAAGACAGGAAUGGAAACCAUGGGGUCAGCUAAACAGACAAGGAGGUCGUCUGCGUACAGAGUCACGCAGGUCUCAGUACCGCCUGAUCUAAUACCUUUAAUAUAUGGAUGUCCUCUAAUACCAAUGGCCAACGGCUCCAACGCUAUAUUGAAGAGCAGGGGGGACAAUGGGUCUCCCUGACGGACGCCGCGUUGCAGGGUGAAAGAACCUGAUCUGUCCCCAUUCGUUAGAAUGGAAGAUUUCGGAUUGCUGUAUAAUAUCUUGACCCACUCUAUGAAAGUGUCGCCGAAUCCAAAUUUUUUAAGUGUUGCAAAUAGAUAGGGCCAUUCUAUCAUGUCGAAUGCCUUGCGAGCGUCUAAGGACAGUAAAGCUGCUCUAUCAUCUUUGCUAUAAUCUGCAUAAAUUAUAUUAAGGAUUUUGCGAACAUUACAGAAGGAGUACCUGCCUGGGAUAAAUCCUGUUUGGUCAGGGUGAAUAAUACUUGCUACAUUCUUCCCGAGCCGGUUCGCUAGAACUUUUGUAAUUAUUUUCAAAUCGUAAUUUAGCAGGGCAAUAGGCCUGUAGCUGCCCGGGUCUGUUUCAUCCUUGUCUUUCCCAAAUGCUUUAUUGACGUUGACCCGGCUUUUUACCUCUUGUUAGGUCUACCUUCAUUUUUAACCGCCCAUUAUUCCACCAGAGUCUCCGUUAUUUACUUUUUUUUCUUGUUUGUGUUGGCAGUCGUGGCCAAAGGAGGAUUCAGACAAUUUUCCGUACUUCCUGGUUGGUUUCUACUGUUCGAUAAUGUUGCACGCUAACUUUGUUUGGGCUCGUAAACGUUAUUGGAGGACGUGGAACAUGCCUCACAACCAAUCGGCACUAAGGAGCAGCAUCCGCCUCACAACCAAUCAGGUUGGGGGAGGCAAAGAACGGCUUUGUUUACAGUCAGAAAGAGCGGGCUGCUCCAAAAAUUUUAAAUUUUGACUACUGUCAGACUGAUGUCAGACAAAGGUUAAAACAGUUUUGUCAGCUAAAAUGACAGCUGUCAAUCUAAGAGUCGUUCCAGGUUUAGCUGAAAGCAACGUCACCCUGGAGAAUCAGCUCCGACUUCUUAAGUUUUUGGUUAAGGGUUAAGGUCUGAGGGACUAUCAUCCACUGGUAUGUUGGAAGCCGUUAGCCAGCCAUGCUAAUAACACAGUAGAGCUGACAGACAAGCUGAUGAAUCAAAUCCUCUGACUUUUGAUCGUGUAUUUUGUUUUUUUAGGAUUGGCAUACAUGAAGAAACCACAUGUCAGACUUUGUAAAAACUCCAAAACCACCCCUACCACAGCCCCGUGGAUGAUACUGUAGAAACUGUUUUGCUAAACUGAUGUUCCAGAGAGGUUAGCCAGAGGUCAGCUGAUUAUAUUUUUGAACCCUCUCGCUUAUCCUGAUCACAACUGGAAGAGACGCACAACUAUUAGGAUGUAGAUUAAGGUACCACCAUGUAAAUCAACCUUGGGGAUCACGUGUCUCAUAAUGGUCUUCACUCAAAAUAUCAAAAUAUUUCAAAAGAUGUUUCAUGGUACUGUCACGCCUCAAAAAAGUAACAAAAUAAAUUUGAAUCUGAGCUGGAAAGAGGACAAAUAUUUUAUCUCUUUGGCAGACCUUCACCUUAAAAUAGUCGGCGCAGCGGUUGCCGCAGGGCGAAAGCACUUUAUCUACUGGAAAGCCAAAUUUUAUUGGAAUUAGGGAGACGGGUUUUUCAUCUGGGAACAAAACAUUUUUGAAAAUGACUUUCAGAUGGGUUGUAAGCACUAUUCACAUAUUUUAAUAAUUGAAUCAGGGAUUUUAAAAACACCAAAAGGGGAAAUGACUUGACAUGCAGUGCCCAGAGGUUGCCAACUGUAUGGAAAUUUCUUACGGCAGUCAGCCUAAAUUUAAGUAAUGACUAAAUAAAACCACUCGUGCCAGAUGAAGUCUUAACUAGAAACACAUUAUGCAAUAAAUUCUUUAUCACAUGAAUUAUUCAAGGAUUACUGUUUUCUGUUUCCCACCAGAUGGUACGGCAAGGAGAAGGAGUGUGAGGAUUACACUCAUACGCAGCCGUACUCCUGCAGCAUCACCCGGGACCUGCACCUCUUCACACCCUACGAGAUCUGGGUGGAGGCCUCCAACCAGCUUGGGCAAGCGACCUCUGAUGUCAUCACCCUGGACAUCCUAGACGUGGGUGAGUGUGGGAAGAAGUGAACUUUGACACUCGUUUUUUUUUUCAAAGCUCUGUUUGUUCGGGCUUAGAUCCUGGUGUCGAUGAAGCCUCGGGCUGCAGGAUGGGAUGAUUGAUGGCAGCCUUUUUUAGACGUGCAAGGUAUUAAAACAAAGCAUACAACAUCAAUCUAAUGGAGAGAUAGAGAGAUUAUGUCACACCCCGAGAAAGAAAAACUGGACUCCUUAUGUAUUUGGUUGAGUUUUAUACUUAGAAAUAUGACAACUUUAACAAAACACUUGAAAUCAGAGUUUUGAUUUGAACUUUGUCACUUAAGUGACUUUUACUGGAAUAUGAUCACAAAUAGAGACAGACUCCCCUGAGACUUUUGGUUGCAAAGUUCCCCAUCGAUUGACAAACUAAAAAUAAACUGCAGUUGACAAUUACACUCCCAAAGCAACGUGAGGAAGAAGAAUAAGCAAACAAGAGUGAUAGAAAACAAAGGAAGGUAUAAGAGAUAAGUACACCUUUAAAUGAUUUAAGCCCAAAUGAGAAACUAAGUAAAAUACUUAUUUAAACAAUCGGUAACCUGUUCUUUUUCGGUACACUUAUUACCAGGUAAUUACCUGGUAAUUACCUAGUAACAACAUGAAAUUAUCUGGUAAUUACAUGAUAACUACUACGUCAAUACUGUCUAGCUACCAGGUAGGUAACCUUCUGGUAUUGCUCUGGUAUUUCCAGGAUUUUCUCCGCUUCCUGGAACCACCACUUGCGCAGUAGCAUUGUACGCAUUCGGCGGGUGAGUCGCUGUGAUAAUGCUCGGCUCAAACAGCGUAUCGCUACGCAAUCUUCGCACGCCCAUGGGCUGUAUCAAGUGUCAAUCAUAGAAAUUAAGAACCUCAAAUAAAUUUUUAAAAAUGGAGCUGCACAGAAAAAAGAAAAACUAGACAGUAUUGACUUAGUAGUUAUCAUGUAAUUACCAGACAAUUUCAUGUUGUUACUAGGUAAUUACCUGUUGAUUACCUGGUAAUAAGUGUACCGUAAAAGAAAGGGUUACCAAACAAUCAAUCUGUCAGCUGGAAGAAAUCUUUUUAUAGACACUUUAAAGAUAUUUUAAUAUUUUGUUGAUUUUCUGCGAUGAAUAGAGUAUUUCCCAUGAGCCCCAUCGCUUACAUUAAAGUGUGUCUCUGAAUGUAAUACAGAUUUAUUUAUUUUUUAAUGGAUCAAUAUUGUUAUAAAAGAUUAUUUUUCUGACUUCUCAUCGCCAAACUCUACCAGCAGAGAUUAAAACAUAGUUUAGCCAUUAAAAUUCAUUAUGAAAUAAUAACCAAUCUAAUGGCUGAUAAUCCCAUGUUGUUAUACAGGGAAUUAAAAUGCAUGACAAAAAAAUCAAACAACUCGAGGAAAUAUGCCUGAAUUCUUUCCAACCAAGAGAUGAAGAAGAUCGAAGCCGCUCUCAUGUCUCUGUGUUGACUUAUUAACAGCCACUCUACACAUGAAAGUAACGCUUCCAGCACCUCAUCAGUGUUUUAAUUAACAUGCUUUUACUUGUUGUCUACUAAACCGUAUAAAAACUCAAGUGUAAUGACAACAAUUUGUGGUUCACAGAGGGGGGUUUGUGCCAGAAUAUUUCUUGGCUUGGAGCUUUAAAAACAAUAAAUCUAGUUUCAUUUUCUAUCUGUAGCUUUAAAUUAUAGAUGAACAAAAGUGAGAUGUUACAAGGUUGUAUUUAAAGUCCUAAAGAUAACAAAUAUACUGUAUUUAAACAGCAGGUUGGUGUGAGGAUUUUAUUGAUUUGUCAAAAACACAAAGUGACGUAAAGGUGAAAAAGGGUAAAACUGUGAGUUUGGAGUCCUUUUAAACCCUCAGGUUAAAAAUCAUGACUUACUUUAGCCUCCUUAAAAGUUGAAUGAGAUUAUCGUUUCUCAUGCAGGUGCUCCUGCAGUGAACUCCUCAUAAGAGCUGAGCUAUGUUUCCUUUUAAAGCUUUGUUUUGCGGUUCCUCGUCUAGCUUAGCGCGGUUUAAGCAAACCGAGCGCGCACCAGAAGACGGAUGGAAUUCUCCUCUUUUCUCGCUAUCCUCUAGAGACGCACACUCACUCAUACACACAUGCACGCACACACCUGGACAGACAUAGGUGUGCGAAGAAAUGGAAACGCCCUCCCUUUUGAUGAGCUCAUUUUCUCUUUACUCAUGCUCACUGGACACACACACACACACACACACGCAGAGAAAACACUAGCUAACCCCUUUUAUGUAGCGCUGGAAUGUUCCACACUGAUCCCCGAACCUAAUCCUGUCUCUAAGCCGGCUGCAGACCCCCGAGGACAGGGGAGUCUGGGCUUUGAGGCUUUGAGACUUGGACCUGAAAUAAUAAAACAUGAUUAGCUCGGAGCUCCUCACCUGGUUGACUCCUGACACGCUCCGAACAGUGUGUGGGAAAUGUACCGAGGAAAAACCAUGUAGGUUCAGGGAGGGGGGGAAACACCAGGGGUGAGGAGACAAGCGUCCAUCAAACUCUAAUCCUUUUCUGUUCCCUAAUGUAUGCACACACACACACACACACACACACACACACACACACACACACACACACACACACACACACACACACACACACCUGUUUACACACCCUGAGGGCAGGGCAGGGCCUAGUAACCGUAUAGAAACACACAGCCGGGCAGAUCGUAGGCGGUUUCUGGACUCGUGUGUGUGCAUUUUGUUUCGCUCAGGUUGCCCUGGCCAUCUUUGAGCAGUUUCCACAACAGUGGCGGGUCAUAAAACACAGCAACCACACCUCGCGUCAGGCUGCCAUGAGUCACGUCUACGGUCAUGUCUAAUCAGUUACGAAGGCGAGGCGGAAACACCUACAGUUUUCUCUGCAUUCCUCAGUCAGGGGGGAACCCUCUGAACCAGGAGACUAGAGGCAACUUGUAUUAGUGUCUGACUGGGAGAUGAUGAUGUGAUGAGGAAUGACACGGCAUAUGUUCACCGUGAUUCAUCAGCAAUUUGUCAUGUUUCGCUGACUUUUAUUGCCGAUGCUUGUCAUGUAAAAGAAAAACACUUUGCCUAAAUCAGGAGACGAAUAACUCUGCCCCCGAUGAUAAAUGUCAUCCUCAUAUUUUUCUUUUUUGUGCUUUUACUCGGUGGGGAGAGCAGCAGCAAAGACCCUGAUUUUACACUGAUUUUAGAGGAGGGGGAAAAGAGGAAAGGAGGAGGACUUCAUCACUUAUUUAUCAUCAUUAUAAAACAACAUAUUAGUCACCCAAAUUUUACUUGAUUGAUCCCAGAUUCAAUAUUUUUUAACUUGUAAAACCUUCACACAGGCACUUGGUUCAAAUGCUUUAACCCAUUUCAACCAGGACAGCAUGUAAUAAUAAUAAUAAUAAUAAUAAUAAUAAUAAUAAUAAUAAUAAUAAUAAGAGAUUUUAUUUGUAAUGCACUUUACAAAUCUCAAAGUGCACAACAGAAAAAAAAACAAUAAAAAAAAAAAACAGUAAAAUCAAGCAACAGGGCAAAACGAUAAAAACAGUCAGCAGAUAAAAUCAGAUAAAAUUAGUCCGGGUAGGCUUUCAGAAAAAGGAAGGUUUUGAGUCCUUUUUUAAAAGCAUCCACCGACUGUGGAGCCCUGAGGUGGUCGGGGAGGCCGAUGGGGAGCAGCAGCCUCGAAGGCCCUGUCACCCAUGGUACACAUUUCUACUCGCAUUUCAGGCCAAGAGCGCAGAUAUGUCAUUUUAUAGAGACUGUAGAGUCUUUACUUUUAUUUAUACAGCUGCUUUAUUUCAUUUGAGUUUGUUUGUUCAAGGUUUUCAAUAAUGUGAUGAAGGUUAGGAAAAUUGGGGACAGUUAUCAAGAAAGCCACAUGUGUAAGCUCUCAGAUACUUUUUGAAUUUUGUUUCUAUCAGCUACAGAGGCCGAGAUAUCAGCUUUUUUGUGAACCUCAACACUUUGGGAUCUGGGGGUCCUUCUCAAAAUUGCCCUCAUGAUUUCAGAGGUGCGUCUCCGACCAGGUUCAGGUCUUAAUGGGUUAAUUUUGAUUUUUCAUUUGUAUAAUCCUGAUUAUAGCGUUUUCCUCCCCCGUCCUCGGAUCAUUUAGAAAAGUUUUUAAACUUUCAUUCUCACUUUUUCCCCUCGAUAUUGAUUACGAAUCCUCUCCUUUAAUGGCUGACUGUGCGUGCCACCAAGUCAACUUCUCUCCCCGCUGAAUCUUUCUGAUUUCCAUCUCUCCCCUGGGUCUUUAUCUUUGUUUAUUAGUCAGAGAUCACAUUAUGAAAAUCAAAUCAAGUUGACGCUGAAAUGAUCUUAAGGACCAGAAGAAAAGAAAAGAGAGUAAAAGUAAUGGUCUGUCACCAUGUGUUUGUUUGUCGAAAACAUAAUGGUUAUCAGAUGAAUCGGCCUCUUCAGCCGACUUUCAGAGGGUUCAGAGACCUACAAACCUCCGCCAACACACAACAACCCUGCUCUUACACAUUAAGACAUCACUCCUACUACUUUAAAUUGGGAUUGAGUGGAUUUCCUGACCCUGUAAACGCGACUCUGAAAUGUAGCGAGAAGCCCCUAAGCUAUGGAUUUUUGGCUUAAAACGAUAAUUUAGACCAUCUGUCCACCAGAAGUGUAUCACACAGUUCUUAGGAUAGAAAUAAACUUGUUAAUGAAUGUAAUAAAUUUAAAAAAUACCCCAGUGUGUGCCUCUAAUUCAAGAUGUUGGACUGAUUAUAACAUCAGAUCCACAUUGACAACACUUCAGGCAAUGUCAGACACGCACUGGUUGAUGUUUAAAGGAAUGACGGCCAACGUCCCGGUACUUAAAGUGAAAUCUCAGAAAUCAGAGAUAGAAAACCUUGAGUCGACAUCUUUGUUUUAUCCAUGAGCUUCAUUGUUUACAGUCUAAUUGUCCCUACACACCGGGAACGAUGCAAAUAUACAACGCGAAAUUACGAAAUGUUCGGAAGACACGUCCCUGGUAGAAGCGAGAAGACUGACACAACGCCAGACUGAGUGUUUUUCAGUUCUGAUUAGACUCUAGUGUUGAGAUUACUGUCUGUCAUGAUAGCAUGUACUGAGUCGGGGCCAGUACCAGAUAAACACAUUAAACUAUAAUCCAUAAACGUAAGGUAACAACCGAGACCUAAUGGUGCUGUGACAGCAACGCUGUGAUUGAGUUUGAGUCAGUGAAAAUACAUAUGGUAUGUUGUAUCUGAACAGGUUAGCUUACAAGCUAAAGUUACUUAGCACAGAUGAAAGUUAAAACAAAGACGUUUAGCAUACUGUUAAAGCACACAAACCAUCGCCAUAUGACAAAUCCGACGCUUUGACUCUCCACAAGUUGUCCUUCAGGUCGUUAUCUUUGUAAUGUUUGUGUCUUUUAUCAAAAAGCACUCUGUUCUCCGACACGUAAAGAAUUAGCCGGUCGGCCAUGUUGGAUAUACCGGUGAAUCUGACGUCGCAACAACACCUAAUCUGAUUGGUCAGAAGUGGACACACAGUAUGCAAAAGUUUAGAAAAAUCGACCGUGAUACGAAAAAAUAAAUGCCGCAGUAUCGCAGAACGGGAAAAUGUCGCAGAUGUGAACGCUUGUAUUGACAGGAUACAGGUUCGGAAAAAAAUAUUGACAUCCAAAAUAAUCGCACGAAAAAAACUCACCCGGUGUAAAAGGACCCUAAUAAGAGUUUAUAUCUAAGCAAGGUGAAAUUCGCCCCUCUGGAUCUGUAAUGUCAAAGAAUCGCAUUAUUUGUUGGCGUUUCCCUGUAAAUCACGUUGCGCUCUGCCUGCUUUUGCUCUCCAUACAGACUGUUUUUCCUGCUGAUGCACCAAUGGUCAAAAUGGACUACAAAUGUAUCCCAAACUGAAACCAGAUAAUUUCUAUCCCCAUAGUGCAACCCUACAUGUAAUGAUGGAAUUUGUCAACAAAGAUCAUGUUUUGUAAAAUUACAUACAGCCGCUCUUUUGCAAACACUCAAAAACAAUCAAGAUGCUGUGAUCCAGAUUGUCGGAGCGUCCUGAUGUCUUUCAGCUCCUCGGUUUGGAUAUCAGACUCAGAGUUUUAAAGCUUUGGUCGACUCUAAAAUGCUUUCAUCAACCUUAUUUCAAGAAGCUCCAUGCAGCUGUUUUUAAUGAGAAGACUCAUAAACAUCUGUUUAGUAGGAGCAGUAAAGAGCAGGCAGACCGAGUGAGCGACGAGCUGCUGAACACAGCGGAGUUAAUAUAGCAGAAGACACAUGGCUCCAAAUGAACGGUGAUGUGUGAGAGUAACUAUUGUCAAAGAACAAAAUGGAAAAACAAAAACAAAACUAAAUGGAAACUUGACUCAUAGUUUGAAUUUUAUUCCCAUAUUUUAUGUGAGAAAUAAUUAUCAGAAUAGUCACUUAUUAAAGAUAUCCCCAGCUGCUGCUCUUAAACUUCAGAUGACUUUUUAAUAUCUCAUCAAAGCAGAGUUGAUUUUGGGGUUUUCAGACUUUAUCAGUGAUUUUUUUUACAAACUUAAAGCUCCUGUGGGAAUUUUUUUUUGUUUUUGUUUUUUUAACAAUUGUGAAAUAGCAAGAAAUUUAAAUUGAUGCAUUUUUAUGAUAUCUAGGAGCAACCAGGACUGUCAACAACAUGAUUGGUGAUUUAUAAUUUUGAGAGCCUGAAAUCAGUGUGAAGGAGUAGGUGAUAAUUGCAAAUAAAAACUACAUUUGAAUCAUCAGGAUGAGGUUUGUUUUUGUCAGAAGAGAGUUUAAGAAAGAUGAUUUAAAGCUCAUCAUGGAUCAGAUGUCAGCGUUUUUACCACUGGAAAAAUUAACCUUGGAAAAAUACAAUUGUGCUCAUAUCUUUCAAGAUUUUUGGACUCCAUUGUUUUCAGAAUUAGAGAAUUUCUUUAGGAGGGACCGAUGACUAUUUGUGGUUUGGUAGGUAUGCAUUUGUAUGUGCAUGUAUGUGGAUAUGUUCACAUGUGUGGCCUAUAUUUAUGCACAUUUGGAUGGAGUUCAUUAAUGUUAUUGUUGCUGCCUUUUUCUUUUUUUAACUUAUUUGUUUGUUUUUUGUUUACUUUUCUUGUUUUCUUUCUUUUUAAUGUGCUUGUCUGAUUCUGUGCUCUUUAUUUGUUGGUAUAUAGAUAUGUUUUUUUGUUUUAUUUUAUUUUCUCUUUUUCUUUCUGUUCUGCGUCCCUGAGGAGUGAUGGGGAGGGUAGGAAAUUAUGUGGUUAAAAAAACAAAGCAGACAAUUUAUUUAUUUUGGUUGUUAUAUUAAUAUGAAAUAAAAAAAAUGUAAAAGAAAAAAAAGUGAGUCCCCUGUGGACUGCUUAGUCCACAGGGGGUGCAAAAAUGAGCACAAACCAAAAGUUCCUCACAGGAGCUUUAAAGUUUGAUGGAACCACCUUUUUUUUUUAUUAAUCAGCUCAAACAAUCUUUAAAAUGUGAGAAAAAAUUUGAAGUUAUCUUUAAUUUUUUUAAGAGCCCAGAAUGAUGUUAAACAGUCUUAAAACUAAAGAUUAUUUUUAAUAGAAGAAGAGGAGGAGGACGAGUUUAUUUUGAGUAUUUCAAUGUUGGCUUCUCCUGAUACUUUCAUGAUUAAUAAUUAAUAAUGAUUAAUAAUCUUCUCCAUGUUCUGUUCCUUCAGUGACCACAGACCCUCCAUCAGGUGUGACGGUCAGCCGCGUCGGGCUGUUGGAGGACCAGCUGAGUGUUCGCUGGGAGGCCCCGCCUGCUCUCAAAGACUUCCUCUUUCAGGCCAAAUACCAGAUCCGCUACAGACUGGAAGACAGCCAAGACUGGAAGGUAAAGGACAAGGACACACAUAGUUAUGAGGACGUAAAUCUUUUCUCUUUGUCUCUCUCUCUCUCGCUCUCUCGCACACACACAUGCAGAUAUAUCAGCGCAGCACUGUCCCAGCUGUUUCUCAUCCUAAUGCUGUAAUCUGCUCUAAUCUACUCUGAUUGAGGCCUCCUCUGCCAGAUGAGUUAAUAGCUGGGCUGUUCAAAAACUUUCAUCAGUCAUAAAUCUACCAGUCAGGGUUUUGAUCAGGAGAAAAACACAGGCCGGAGCCACUGUGUAUACCUCUGCUUUAACUUUUAAUGAAUGAAAAAUACAGUGUAAAAACCUUCAGCCACGCAGAUGGAGCUUCCCAGAAUUCAUACGAGUCCUCUGGGUACGAGUGAAGAUUCUCCAGUAAUUAAGGGGGAAUUACACAGAUGUAACAUAAGCAAGUCUUUGCUCGCAACGUGGAAAAAAGAAAAGACGGGGAGUGGAGCGAGGUGGCGGAGGGAUGAGACUUAAAUCCGAGUGGCUUUAAGGGUUUGGUGGUGAAAACAAAAACGCUGUUUCCCUCUGAAGCGGCCCUAAUCAUGAGGUCAUGCUAAGGAAUGGAGGAUACAUCCCCGCUGUUAAUGUCUUCAAUAUGGCUGCAAAGACACUCAGAGAUUUGGCUUCCUCGUGUCACAUCAUUAGCCCUCUGAUGCCUGUAAUUUUCGUGCUCUGUUUUCUGUUGUAGUCCUUCUUAACAAGUGUUUACAGACCCAACGCCAGAGAGAAAGUGGAGACUAUCAGACGACAUUAUCAGCUUCGCUUUCUGUCUCGAUUCCCCCGUCUUUAUUUUCACCGUCUGUCUGAGUGUUUGGGUACCUGCGCACGCUCCUGUGUGGCUUUCUCAGCAUAUCCAGCGCUGUAAUAAGUAAUAGAGAGCAGAUUUUACCCAGCAGGCACCAUUUUCAUGAAAAUAUUUUUAUAAACAUGCUGAUCAGGAGCCACUAAACAAUGUGGUGUGCAUGCGAUGUUUAGGUCUGUACGUGGUUUGCGGUUUUGUUGAUCCUGCCCUUUGUUUUACUUUUUGCCCAUUGGUAUUUAAUACUGUGGUCGGACCUCCAGCGCUCAAAUCCUUUGUGUUUGUGUCUCCUUUUUUUCGCCUAGGUGAUGGAUGACGUAGGGAAUCAGACAUCUUGUCGACUGGCCGGACUGAGACCCGGAACCGUGUAUUUUGUCCAGGUACAUUCUCUUCCUUUGACGUGAUUCGGUCGAUGUUUGCGUAUUUCCUGGUUAUGUAUAUUCAUGUAUUUUCCUCAGGUUCGCUGCAACCCUGUGGGCAUUUACGGCUCUCGUAAAGCCGGGAUCUGGAGCGAGUGGAGCCAUCCCACCGCUGCAUCCACACCCCACAGUGGUGAGAACACACACACACACACACUCGGACUAGUUUUUCCCUUUAAGACAGUUUUAAAGGAGUAGUUUAUACCACUAAAAUCUGUUACAGAUUUUUGGCUCGCCACAGAAAAAAGCAUAAGUUUUCUCAGUGACAUCUGAAGGUUUAUAAUUUCCUGCCCUCAAAUGUAACCCAGUUGAUACGUAAUUGUUUUGAGUUCCAAAAUAAGCAUUAGUAAGAUAUUAAAUCUUUCAACUACAAUUCAAGUUGCCAUGAUGGGAUGAUUUAGAGACGGAGGAGAGGCCGAUAAAGCCUGGUAUGUGUUGCUGAUGUGUUGUCAAGGGUGGAUUACAUCAAUAAAAAAUGUAAGGUCGCUGCGAUCGACUUCUGCCUCCACUUUCAAUGAGUUAAAAAUUAUUUACAGGAGUCAAACUCGCUGCGUUUUGAAAAUAAAGCGAGAGAAAGUGCGAUUAGAAACGACCAGAACGAAUUCUUUGCUCUUAAACAAGCAGUCUGGAGUCCUUUUCUGUGUCCGUGUUUCUGUCUCCAUCAUUGAUGAGGGUGUUUUGAUUUAAGACUAUUUCUGGAGCUUUUUUUUUUAAUACCUCAAUUAAAAUGGUAUGAGGCUGGAUAGAGUGAGUAUCUGAGAGGAUACUCUGCUUCAAGGACUAUAACCCUCGUACUUAGGGGAACAUUUUUGUCUGUUUUGGAAUUUGAGUAGGGGGGUAGGACGGGGGUUCGAGCACUUAAAGGUCCUAAAGACACAAAUAAGUCAUUGAGGAUUGUAAUGAAUAUUCUUAAAUUAUAGACACAAUCUUUAAAAAAGUACUUGAAAAUUUCUGAUUUGUCCCUUUCAAAUGAUUUACUAUAACUUUCAGUACAUUGAGGAUCUAAAUGAAGUUAACUUGAGCUUUCACUGCCUCAACUUUUAUGUCUAUCUAUCUAUGUAUAAGAUACUGAUAUAAACACACAGCACACUAGCCUUUGUGUUGGACUUCUUAUCUCUUUUUUGUCCCGAACACGAGUUAUUAAAGAUUUUUUCAUCAUGUGUUUGCCGUGGGAAAUAUCUGUUUUGGUAACUUUUAUCUUAACUCUUCUCUUCUCUCUCUCUCCUUCUCUUUGCUUUUCCUCGUGCAGAGCGGUUGAUGUCGGGCUCGUGUGACUCGAAGUCGAGCGGGGACUCCAACUCCACCCUGCGCAGGGAGCUGAAGCAGUUCUUCGGCUGGGUGCGGAAACACGCCUACGGCUGCAGCAGCAUGUCCAUGAAGCUGUACGACCAGUGGAGAGUGCUGAUGCAGAAAUCCCAUAAAGCUCGCAACCAGGUAGGUAAGCAUCACUAAUGCAGAGACACACAAAAAGGACACACAAUGUAUACACACUGAGAGGAAAUCUGUUUUUACGAACGCUGAUUUGUAACAGACUUUGUUUUUUCUUAUUUAGGUUCUCCAAGGGGAUAAAUCCUAGCACAGGCUGGCUUUGCGAGCAGAAAAACAAGUCAAAGAAAGAACUGUGUGUGAUGAGUGUGUGUGUGUGUGUGUCUGUGUGUGUAUGAAAGAAGAGAUUGUUUUCUUAUGCGGGAAUUAUAAGACAUCUUUCCUUGGACAUUUGUGCAAAUGCCAGCCGUGGCUAGGAGAGGACAUCCAACAAGAACCUGUGGGAUUUUUCUUCUUUCAUGCAUCUUUUCCAGCCAACAUGAGCACUUUUUUUUUUGUCUGAAAAGGUGCAAAUGAGAAUGAUGUACUCGCCAUGGGUAUCCUGCUAGCAUUAUCGAAACAAAAAGAGACCACUCUGCUUACCAAGAGACGUUGCAGCAUGAAUAAAGACAUAUUUUCUCCAAAUGUGCGCAAAAAAAAAAGGAGUCAAACUCACUUGGAAGUGCCUCCCAAGCAUCUAAAAGUAUUCUGUGACCUUCUUUUACUUUCUCCUGUGGAUCCAAAGCACCAUCUAGUGGCCGUUCAGCAUCAAUUGACUCUCCAUUUUUGAAUCUUUUCACUGUGAUCCUUUUGUACAGAGAGAAAAGUGACAAAUUAUCACCCAGUAUUUCUAUGUCAUGCUUUUUUAAGUGAGUGGAUCAUGUGCCAAACUGGUUCAGCCAGCGCUCAUGAGUUUCUGAGUGACAGUGUGGGACUGGCAUGUUUGUGUGUUUGUGUGUGGAGACAUUUCACUGCCUUUAUUUUUGUACUGAAUUGUACCAGCAUAUUUAAAACUGUAUAAAGUUAUGUUUUAUUUCUUAAGUUAUGUUUAGUUAGUAAAGAAACACUAAUGACUGACU
Xyrichtys novacula (pearly razorfish) is the source of this 23061-nucleotide messenger RNA. Lineage: Eukaryota; Metazoa; Chordata; Actinopteri; Labriformes; Labridae. The record is from the annotation of a GenBank genome assembly.